Molecule: messenger RNA, 1795 nt
Organism: Paramacrobiotus metropolitanus
Lineage: Eukaryota; Metazoa; Tardigrada; Eutardigrada; Parachela; Macrobiotidae
Exons: 5
Coding region: 604-1392 (262 amino acids)
Source: RefSeq, a predicted model, not a curated record
UAGCACCAAGAAGUCGCAAGGCUGUACAGACGUACAUGACAAACCUGAGUAGGAAGAACAGAUUGACGUUGUUUUGAAUAAACGACCACGACAUUCAAGAAUACAUUUCAUACGGUAGCAAUUUCGCUUAUCUGUUUCGAUGCUUAUAACAUUUUCAUAAAGCCGGUAGCAUUUUCACUUUUUUACCAACCUAUACAUAAACAGAGCUUCUCUUCUGUAGCUACAAACAUUUCAUGAGAUUGGAAGGAGAAACAGCUGUAGCGGAUACUUUUUUUAUAUUCAUCUAAUAAUACUGGAUUUAAAUUUUCAGUCGUUAAGGAUAGAUGUUAGUUACUUAUAUUGAUGGCACCUGAACAAGUUAUUACUAUAUCGUUUGUCCAUGCGUUACCUUGUCAAAUGUUAAAAAGUUUAUCCCGUUUAGUUAUGACCAAACCAGCAGAUUUCGUGCAUUCGUAAUGCGUACAUUAUUAACUGCCUGUGAUGCUGCAUGGUUGUGACCAAUUGUACAGCGCAAUGAGUAUGGUGUCCUGUUAUAGCACUGCGAGUACAAUAUUAUUAUAAAUCCUUAAUGUCGAUUAAAUAUUUCCUACCGUCAUCCCAAUCAUGACUAGCACUGUGGAAAGGAAUUCAUCACUACACCGGAAAGUUAGCUUUCGCAGGAGCGAUAUAGCGGCUAAUUUUCCCGACCGAAGAGACAGCUCCCGAAGAAAAAAAACUCUCCUCGGAAAGUUGUCAUCGGCUGUGCAAGAUUUUGUAGCUGACGAAGAAGAAGUGAAGCUACGACUGGCUACAAUAUGCAUUCACGAGUCGGUGAUCGGCACCAUGGAAAAGAUAGCCGACUCUUUCGAGAUUGUUCAUGCGGCAUUAACGAAUCUGCGCUCGCAAAAUGCCAAAUUGAACGAGACAUGGAAUAUCUAUGUGCGCUAUCAAAUGAUGAAACAAAUGAUUAAAGAUGUCCUGAAACUAAAUGAGGAAUCAUCGAAAAUUCUCUUUAUACCACAACAAGAUCCGGGAGAAGUGCCGCUGGCCUAUGCUCAACGCUUGGUGAACGUAAUAAAUGCCGACAAGAAGGCCUCACUGGAUUCCUCUCAUCUUGAUCCGAAAAAGACCAACGAGCUGAAAGAUAAAUUUGACGGUGUCUCCAUUGAGGAAAUCAAUGAAGAAAAUAAUAUUCUGCACAGUGACCUUUUUAAAAUGGCCAAGCGCUAUUUGAACCUACGCAGUCUCGUUAAUGGUCUCCAGCAGGAUUAUACAGCGGCAAAGGGAUAUCCAUUCUUUCCACGUUACAAUAUGCUCCGAGCUAUGAUCAACGAUUUAAUGCGGAGUCCUGUUUUCAUUGAGUUAUGCGCAGAAGAUAUGACUCAAAACGCACAAACUAGGCGUACUAAGUAAGCAUCACCGGAAAGUCCAAAGGACAUCUCGCCUUUUCACUUUCGGCGACGAUUUUGUACAGACAAUGCGGACUACCACAUGGAUCUGUCCAUUCUUUUGCGUCCAGAAUUACACCGUUCCAAGCAAAAUUCCCAACAUUCGAAGUUUUUAUGCAGAAGCGAUCUCAGUCACAUGGUUAUUUAGAAUUACUAAUUUAUUUAUGCAACGUGAUAUGUUUUUACGGUGACAUAUUCUUGAGAUUAAAACUAUGCGGCUUAUGAUCAUGAACUCUCAUGGUCUGUUAUUAGAACACUAAGUACUUGACUAACUUUUGUGUUUAUGGAAAUUGUAUAAUUGGUUUACUUCUUUGCUGCUUUUUCAGAAUCUUGAGAAGUGUCUGUGAGAUAAAUACCAUCUUGCGCGC